Dromaius novaehollandiae (emu) is the source of this 3668-nucleotide messenger RNA. It is a transcript of the gene CACNA2D3, whose product is annotated as calcium voltage-gated channel auxiliary subunit alpha2delta 3. Bases 74 to 3346 code for a protein of 1090 amino acids. The transcript has 38 exons. NCBI's taxonomy places the organism in Eukaryota, Metazoa, Chordata, Aves, Casuariiformes, Dromaiidae. The record is from RefSeq and is a predicted model, not a curated record. Gene Ontology annotation, molecular function: voltage-gated calcium channel activity. Gene Ontology annotation, cellular component: voltage-gated calcium channel complex.
AGCAAAACCCCACCGCUGCUGAAAUCGGCUUUACUUGAAUUUCCCCAAGUCUUUUCAGGCACAGAGAGACACCAUGCCAGAGACUUUGAAUCUUCUUCGGGCUUUUUGGGGGGUCUUCUUUAUCUUCUGGACAGCCUUUAACACAGCCUUAGUGGAUGUGGUUGGAUCGGAGCAGCAGAUCCCCUUGUCUGUUGUGAAGCUCUGGGCCUCAGCGUUUGGUGGGGAGAUCAAAUCUAUUGCAGCCAAGUACUCAGGUUCGCAGCUCCUGCAGAAGAAAUACAAAGAAUAUGAGAAGGAUGUUGCAAUAGAAGAAAUUGAUGGCCUUCAGCUUGUGAAAAAGUUAGCAAAGAACAUGGAAGAAAUGUUUCAUAAAAAGUCCGAAGCUGUGCGGCGUCUUGUUGAAGCUGCAGAAGAUGCUUACUUGAAACAUGAAUUUGAUGCUGACUUGCAGUAUGAAUACUUCAAUGCUGUGCUCAUAAAUGAGCGAGAUGAAGAAGGAAACUAUCUGGAACUGGGGAAGGAGUUUAUUCUAGUGCCAAAUGACCACUUCAAUAACUUACCUGUGAAUGUCAGUCUGAGCGAUGUCCAAGUACCAACCAAUAUGUACAAUAAAGAUCCAGCCAUUGUAAAUGGUGUUUAUUGGUCUGAAUCCUUAAAUAAGGUGUUUGUUGAUAAUUUUGAUCGUGACCCUUCUCUCAUCUGGCAGUACUUUGGAAGUGCAAAAGGAUUUUUCAGACAAUACCCAGGAAUUAAAUGGGAACCUGAUGAGAAUGGAGUCAUUGCAUUUGACUGCAGAAAUAGAAAAUGGUACAUUCAGGCAGCUACUUCUCCAAAAGAUGUGGUCAUUUUAGUUGAUGUCAGUGGCAGUAUGAAAGGGCUUCGCUUGACUAUUGCUAAACAGACAGUAUCAUCUAUUCUGGAUACACUUGGAGAUGAUGACUUCUUCAAUAUAAUUGCUUAUAAUGAAGAACUUCACUAUGUAGAGCCAUGUCUGAAUGGAACAUUAGUUCAAGCAGACAGAGCCAACAAAGAGCAUUUCAGGGAACACCUUGACAAGCUUUUUGCAAAAGGAAUUGGAAUGCUGGACAUUGCUUUAAAUGAAGCUUUCAACAUGCUCAAUGAAUUCAAUCACACAGGACAAGGAAGUAUUUGCAGCCAGGCCAUAAUGCUGAUUACUGAUGGAGCUGUGGACACAUAUGAUACAAUAUUUGCAAAGUAUAAUUGGCCAGAUAGAAAAGUUCGUAUUUUUACCUAUCUGAUUGGAAGGGAAGCUGCUUUUGCUGAUAACCUGAAGUGGAUGGCCUGUGCUAACAAAGGGUUUUUUACUCAGAUCUCUACCUUAGCUGAUGUUCAAGAGAAUGUCAUGGAAUAUCUCCACGUUCUUAGCCGACCAAAGGUUAUUGACCAAGAGCACGAUGUAGUAUGGACUGAAGCGUAUAUUGACAGCACUCUCCCUCAGGCUCAAAAGCUUGCUGAUGAUCAGGGAUUGGUGCUGAUGACAACUGUUGCCAUGCCAGUAUUUAGUAAGCAAAAUGAGACUAGAUCAAAAGGGAUUCUUCUGGGAGUAGUCGGCACAGAUGUCCCAGUUAAAGAACUUCUAAAAACUAUUCCAAAAUACAAGUUAGGUAUUCAUGGAUAUGCUUUUGCAAUUACAAACAAUGGAUAUAUUUUGACUCAUCCGGAACUUAGGCCUUUGUAUGAAGAAGGGAAGAAACGAAGAAAGCCCAACUACAGCAGUGUAGAUCUUUCUGAGGUUGAGUGGGAAGACAGAGAUGACGUGCUCCGAAAUGCAAUGGUCAAUCGGAAAACAGGAAAAUUCUCCAUGGAGGUGAAGAAGACCGUGGACAAAGGGAAACGGGUAUUGGUGAUGACAAAUGACUACUAUUAUACAGACAUCAAGGGUACUCCAUUCAGUUUAGGUGUGGCUCUCUCCAGAGGACAUGGAAAAUAUUUCUUCAGAGGGAAUGUAACUGUAGAGGAAGGUUUACAUGAUUUAGAACACCCUGAUGUAUCUUUAGCAGAUGAAUGGUCCUAUUGCAACACUGACUUACAUCCUGAACACCGUCAAAUGACUCAGUUAGAAGCGAUUAAACGCUACCUUACAGGAAAAGAGCCAUUGCUCCAAUGUGAUAAAGAAUUAAUCCAGGAAGUUCUGUUUGAUGCAGUGGUGAGUGCACCAAUUGAAGCUUAUUGGACCAGUCUAGCAUUAAAUAAAUCAGAAAACUCUGACAAGGGAGUGGAAGUUGCCUUCCUCGGGACACGGACGGGCCUAUCUCGUAUCAACCUGUUUGUGGGGCCAGAACAGCUUACUAAUCAAGAUUUUCUGACAGCUGAAGACAAGGAGAACAUUUUUAACGCUGAUCAUUUUCCACUCUGGUACAGAAGAGCUGCUGAGCAAAUACCUGGGAGCUUUGUCUAUUCGAUCCCCUUUAGUACAGAAACAGCAAACAAAAGCAAUGUCGUGACAGCUAGUACUGCUAUUCAGCUUUUGGAUGACAGAAAAUCUCCAGUGGUUGCAGCUGUAGGUAUCCAGAUGAAGCUUGAAUUUUUCCAAAGGAAAUUUUGGACUGCAAGCAGACAGUGUGCAUCUCUUGAUGGCAGAUGUUCUAUAAGUUGUGAUGAUGAUGCAAUCAAUUGUUACCUGAUAGAUAACAAUGGAUUUAUUUUAGUGUCUGAAGACUAUAGACAGACUGGCUACUUUUUUGGUGAGGUUGAAGGGGCUGUGAUGAACAAGUUACUAACCAUGGGCUCCUUCAAGAGAAUUACACUUUAUGACUACCAGGCCAUGUGUAGAACAAACAAAGAGAGUAGCGACAGUGCCCAUAGCUUACUGGACCCUUAUAAUGCCUUCUUUGCUGCAGUAAAAUGGAUAAUGACUGAGCUUGUCUUGUUCCUUGUGGAGUUUAAUCUAUGCAGUUGGUGGCAUUCUGAUCUAACAGCAAAAGCGCAAAGGUUGAAACAAACCCUAGAGCCCUGUGAUACUGAAUAUCCAGCUUUUGUUUCUGAACGCACUAUAAAGGAGACCAUGGGGAAUAUUGCUUGCGAUGACUGUUUCAAGUCCUUCGUUAUUCAGCAAAUCCCAAGCAGCAAUCUCUUCAUGGUGGUAGUAGACAAUGAAUGCUUCUGUGAUUCUGUUCCACCAAUUACCAUGGCACCUAUAGAGAUAAGGUAUAAUGAAUCCCUUAAAUGUGAACGUCUAAAAUCUCAGAAGAUUAGAAGACGCCCAGAAUCUUGUCAUGGAUUUCACCCUGAAGAAAAUGCAAGAGAAUGUGGUGGUGUCCUAGGCCUUAGUGCUAAACCUCCUCUUGUUCUUCUUCCUCUGUUUUUGACAAUUUUCUCAAGGUGACGUUGACUGAUGUGUACAAUUGGCAUGCUAAUACAUGGAUAAACUGUGAACUGGGAAAUGGUGCAACAUUAAGGACAUGAAAUAUAGUCAGAGCAUCAGCAUUUCAUGAUUUUAAACUGUUGGUGAUGUAAAUUCUUAAAGACAUGUUGAAAAAAGAUUGAUCUUUUUACUUUGCAAGUCAUGCAGAUGUGAAUUUGGCAUUUGGUAGUCAUGAUUCAUAAGAAAAGGACUUGGUAGGUAGACAGAGGUGACCAUUGCUUUGUCCCAUUGAAAAUAAUUUAAAACUGUGUACUUUUUUUCAAUAAAGUAUAUUAAAAUCACA